Spizellomyces punctatus DAOM BR117 is the source of this 1802-nucleotide messenger RNA. RefSeq lists its product as uncharacterized. The record is from RefSeq and is a predicted model, not a curated record. Bases 126 to 1505 code for a protein of 459 amino acids. Gene Ontology annotation, cellular component: ERMES complex. Gene Ontology annotation, molecular function: lipid binding. NCBI's taxonomy places the organism in Eukaryota, Fungi, Chytridiomycota, Chytridiomycetes, Spizellomycetales, Spizellomycetaceae. Gene Ontology annotation, biological process: mitochondrion organization; phospholipid transport. The transcript has 5 exons.
GACGAGUUCAUUGCGACUUUCGAUGGCGGGGAUCAGACUUGUCAGGUUGUAACGCAAGGGGCCGACAGAUGUGUUGCGUUUCGUACGGAUCCGGUCGAUAGCACGGAACUCACUGGGUGUGUGGAAUGUCGUUCCUCAUUAACUGGGAUCUUCUCAGCGACGGCGCUGAAGCUGAUAGUCUUCGAGAGUUUCUCAACGCACGCUUUCGUGAAAUAGAACGGCCACCUUUCCUUGGGCCGCUUCAAGUGACAGAACUAGACUUUGGUGAUGUGCCUCCGGAUAUUGCCAUCAAAGACAUUAGCGAUCCCUCUCCUGAGUUUUACCUUCCCGACAAUCCUGAGCUUUGGAGGCCGUUAACACCGCCACUUGGUGAGGAGGAUAUUGGUGUGGCUCUAUUGGGGAGAACAGGACCUGGGAUUCAUGGAGGCGGCUAUGAUUAUGCGGCCGCGCAGGAGGCCAGUGCUACUAGUAUGUCGGAUGCAUAUCACACCGAAUACUCUUAUGCAUUACGAGAGAGGAGGGACCUGGAACUUAGAAGAAGAAAUCAGCCAUCGGGAUUAGCAUAUGACGAAAAUGUCUUUAUAUCCCCCGAUCGAGCUUUUUCAUCUGCAAACGGAUUGAACGCUGGCGGUCAGGAACGAUAUUUACCGCCAGAUAGAAUGAGUAGCCAAGCAUCUACCCCUUCAGUUCCAUCACACACUCGUGUAUUUGGGACUGCCCACGGCCCUGCGUUUGCUUAUGGUAGCGGAUGGAGCGGUAGCGUGGGACUCGGUCUGGGACUUGGUCUUGGAAGUGGAACUGGCUCUGGAUAUCACCCGGUUCGACAUGGCUCUCCACACAAUCAACAGACUGUACACGCCAAUCGUCCAAGCUAUCCUUCCAAUCUCUCGUCUUUUGUCUCUUCUUCCCCACUGUCCCCGUCGGUCAGCCGCUCCGACUAUUCGUCCCUAUCAGAAUUUACACCGCCAAACGAACCACCACGACCGCUUCCAUCAACGGACCAUGAGAUUGCAUUACAAUAUGCAGAGAGCAUGCGACGAGAGUCGGAUGCGCAGGUUGAUCUCGAAGUGGUGUAUAAAGGAAACAUGCGGCUCGCUAUCAGGACCGAGCUCAUUGUCAACCAACCAACUCCCGCAUUUAUGGUCCUGCCCUUGACAUUGACAUUAACUGGAUUCCAUUUCACCGCAACAGCAGUCAUCGCCUAUCUUGGAGAUCGGGUCAAUUUUUGCUUCAAGGAACCCGAUACAGGCUCGGCCAUCCUGCAUGAUGUAUCGAUAGACUCGGAGGUUGGUGAUCGGCAUAAGCAAGUGCUGAAGAAUGUCGGUCGGAUUGAGCGAUUUAUUGUGGAACAACUCCGCAAGGUCAUUCAGGAUUUUCUAGUCUUCCCAAACCACCAAUCUCUAACGUUGCUUCACGAAUCCUCAAUCGAUGGGGAAGACGAACUAUACGAGGACUCUGAACCAUUUGACGAUGCAUCCUUCCCGGACAUGUACAAUGAAACAUGACACAGGGGUCCAGAUCGGCUCAACCACUUAAAUACAGUAUUAUAGUGAUCCGAGCCCGGUGUUCCGGGCGUGAUAUCCGGGGUCUGAACACUGCGCAUUUCAUCUAUCUAACGCAUAUCAAUUUAAUUUACACUUUCGAUUUGGACAACCUUGCAAAGACCCCAUCCAGGGCCUUCACUGUAGAUGGAAGUGAGAGCAUCUUCCAGGCUGUUUCAGCCUCAUCCUUGAGCCACUUUUCGUCGGCCCAUUCUCUGGCGAGAGGUCCUCUCAAGAUGUCUUUGGUAAUCUGCCGCCCCG